GCCUGUUUGUUGACAUCGGACGAAAACGAAAAUCAGAUGAGUGAAGACUAAUGAUAAUAACUCCAAUCUCGCCGUCAUCAAGACAUAUAGCCUUGGCGAAAGCUAAGCCUCCUAAGGUCUCCUGCACUGCCCUGUCAUUGAUCUGAGCUGGAGAAGAGGCUAACAUGGCAGCCAAAGCAGGAGACAACCCUGACAGCCUCAUGACUCUGGCAACGAUCUUCUGCCUGAAGAACCUAAGGAAGACCAUGUGCUACCAGGGAUUAAGGAGCAAGCUGAGUCUGCGCUCGGACAUCUUCCUUCCAAGCGAAAUUUGCGACAAGCUGGUCAACACUUACAUGGAGUUGGUCCACACAGACAGUAACUUUGAACCAGAAGAAAGCUUCUUCCAACUAUUCUCAGACCCUCGAAGCACCAGACUGACCAGGGUACAGCUGAGAGAAGACUUUGUACGUGACAGAGAUCUGGAGGCCAUUAAAAAACAGGACCUGAUCGAGCUCCACCUCACCUACUGCAAUAGUCUGUCAUCCCGCAGCUUGAAAACACUGACCUGCUUCCGUGAGACCUUGGUGUCUCUUUGUCUCUUCGGCUGCAGCCACAUCUUCUACAGGAAGGGCGGCGCCCCACUGGCCUGCAACGAAGACACAGAGGACGAGGAUGAGGAGAGCCCUGCUUCUAGGCAAGCUCUAGAGACGGACUUUAACUUCCAGGGAUUCAACCGCCUGAGGUUACUCAACUUAGGUGGCCUGCCUGACGAGGUUGACGCCGAGAGCUUGCUCAAACCCCUGAAGUCUCUCACCUCAAUAGAUCUGUCUAAUGUACAAUUGCUGGGAACAGCUUUUCUCACCCAGUGGAAAGAUAGACUGGCAUCUCUUGUUCUCUACAAUGUGGAUCUGUCAGAGGAGUUGGUCAGUACGGUGGUGGAGAUCGCUAAUCUCAGGCAUCUUGAUGUCUCGCGGGAGAGCAGACGCACCUCUAAAUUUAAGAUGUCCAGGAAAAUCCUGACGGCCAUUGUGCAGCGUCUGGUCAACCUGGUGUCACUCGACGUCUCAGGUCACAUUAUGCUAGACAACUGCACAGUUCCUCACUUUGAAGAAGCUAUGGGUCGGCCAAGCAUCGAGCCUUGCAAGAGCAGCAUCUAUCCUUUCCAGGAGCUGAAGAGGCCCCUGCAGUUUCUGGGCUUGUACGACACCACCCUCUGUAAUGUGACACACAUCCCUGCUUAUAAGGUAACUGGAUCAAAGAAUGAAGACCAGGUCCUGAAUGCCAUUGAGGCUUACACAGAGUUUCGCCCUGAGCUGGCCCACAGAGCCAUCAAUCAGCUGUUUGACAUCGCCAGGAUACAGCACUGCAGCCAACUGCUCCGAGCUUUGCAACUUGUCAUAGCAGCAUUGAGGUGCCAUAAAUAUGAUAAGAGCAUCCAAGUGACGGGCAGCGCUGCUCUGUUCUACCUGACCAACACAGAGUACCGCAGUGACCAGAGUGUGCGGUUGCGCAGAGAGGUCAUUCAGGUGGUGCUAAAUGGAAUGGAGCAGUACCAGGAGGUUACCGUCCAGAGGAACUGCUGCUUGACGCUGUGUAACUUCAGUAUUCCAGAGGAGCUGGAGUUCCAGUACAGUCGGGUCAACCAGCUGCUGCUGAAAAUCCUGGAGCCGGCCAGGCAGGAUGAGUCCAUCCAGAGAAUUGCUGUGCACCUCUGCAAUGCUUUGGUCUGCCAGGUGGACAACCAUCACAAGGAGGCUGUAGGAAAAAUGGGAUUCGUCAAGACAAUGUUGAAUUUAAUUCAGAAGAAGUUACAGGACAGAAUGUGUGACCAGGUGAUGGAGUUUUCCUGGAGCGCUCUGUGGAACAUCACCGAUGAGACGCCCGACAACUGUCAGAUGUUCCUCAACUGUCGGGGCAUGAGUCUCUUUCUGGAGUGUCUACAGGAGUUUCCAGACAAGCAGGAGCUUCACCGCAACAUGUUGGGGCUGUUGGGAAAUGUUGCUGAGGUGAAAGCUUUGAGGCCACAGCUGCUCACCCCACAGUUCAUCUCUGUGUUCAGUAACCUGCUGGACAGUAAGGCAGAUGGGAUCGAGGUGUCGUACAAUGCAUGUGGCGUGCUUUCACACAUCAUGUUUGAUGGGCCGGAGGUUUGGUCCAUGGAAGAGCCACGAAGAGACACAGUGAUGGACAAGAUGUGGGACGCCAUCCAGAGCUGGGACGUCAGCUCACGCCGCAACAUCAACUACAGGUCAUUCGAGCCCAUCCUGCGACUGCUGCCUCAGAGCAUCGCCCCUGUCAGUCAGCACUGGGCCACAUGGGCUCUCUACAACCUGGUGUCAGUUUACCCAAGCAAGUAUUGUCCCUUGUUGAUAAAGGAAGGAGGAAUAACUCUUCUAGAGAAAGUUCUAGAACUGGAAAGCUCACAGCCAGAGACAAAGGACAUGGCCAGCAAAGUAAUGGAGCAGUGUGAAAACUUUAAAGAAGACCCCAUGGAAACCAGUCAAGGACAGGAGGUAAACUAUGGACAAAGAGGUUGACAUCACAGAAGCCAUAACCCCCAUCAAACAUCAAAACCGACCUAAUGCCCCUCACACUGUCAUCACCACAAGGGGCAAUCGUGUGCAUUAUUCUUAUUCUUAUCAUUCUUAUAAUUUUGUAGAGCAGAAAUGUGUCUCUGACCCUCUUCACAGCCGUUCGGACAAAACCUACGACACGUAGGGCUAAAGAUGUGGUGCAGGGAGCUUACCUUUGCUACAAAUAAGCAUCUCUUCUGUUGGGACUGCUUUGUGGGAUGUGUG
Molecule: messenger RNA, 2780 nt
Organism: Anoplopoma fimbria (sablefish)
Lineage: Eukaryota; Metazoa; Chordata; Actinopteri; Perciformes; Anoplopomatidae
Gene: zer1
Product: zyg-11 related, cell cycle regulator
Exons: 16
Coding region: 165-2519 (784 amino acids)
Cellular component (GO): Cul2-RING ubiquitin ligase complex
Molecular function (GO): protein binding
Source: RefSeq, a predicted model, not a curated record